AUGCGGAACUUACUGGCUGGCAUUUCCUUGGCUCUUGCUACCUCUGUGCUAGCAUUCCCGACGACAGGAAAAGAUGUGCGGAACGAGGCCUCUGGGUGCCCAUUUGCCGCGAGUUCAGCCAACUCCAAGCGUCAAUCUAACGCAGCUUCAUCAGUCAACUUCGAUCCAGUCAAGCAGAAGAUUGAUGUGACCGGAAAACAUGCAUUCCAGCCACCCGGUGCGGGCGAUAAAAGGGGACCAUGCCCAGGGCUAAAUGCUCUCUCUAACCACGGGUACCUUCCUCACAACGGUGUGGUUACUUUUACUAAGGCCAUUGAAGCCUCCAACAAGGUAUUUGGUAUGGGCAUUGACGUAGCCACGGUAUUAUCUACGCUGGGAGUGGUACUUGAUGGAAAUCCACUUACUUUCAUCUGGUCUAUUGGUGGGCCUACUGGGGAGCUAGUACUUCCUCCCCUUCUGGCCUCUCCCCAAGGUUUAAGCGGCUCGCAUAACAAAUAUGAGAGUGAUUCGUCUCCCACUCGCUGGGAUGCAUACAUGAACAAUGGGGAUGGCAAUACCUUGAACCUUACAUACUUCAAGAAGCUCUAUGAUCGUCUACCUGAGGGAGACCCCAAAGCUAAUUUCGACUACAAUGUUAUCGUUGCGAAUAGGGUUGAACGAUUCAAAACAUCCGUAUCGGAGAAUCCUAACUUUUUUUACGGACCCUUCAGUGGAAUAGUCGCCUCCGGGACUGCUCACGCAUUCGUAACCCGCUUGAUGUCCAACCACUCGGUUGAAUCGCCUCAAGGAACGCUGAAUCACGAAGUGCUCAAAUCAUUCUUUGCAGUAAGCGGGAAUAGCGCAAACCUCACAUAUCAGAGGGGAUAUGAGCGUAUUCCGACAAAUUGGUAUAAACGGCCCACCGAUUACUCUGCUUUGGACCUCACCGCCGACCUAUUGAGUGCGUCCCUCGAACAUCCAGAAUUUCUCUCGAUAGGCGGAAAUACAGGAAAAGUGAAUAGCUUUGCUGGGGUCAAUUUGAAUAACAUCACUGGCGGUGUUUACAACUCGGUCAACUUACUUCAGGGAAACAAUCUCCUCUGCUUUGCAUUCCAGGCAGCGCAGCAGGCCGUACCCGAUGUUCUGAAGGGUGGUAUACUGGGGGACCUGGCCUCUGUCCUUAGUCUCUUGACAUCGAAGAUUACGCCGAUUUUGUCUGGCUUGGGCUGUCCUCAGCUGACAAAAUAUGAUAAGUCUGCAUUCAAAAUCUACCCAGGCUCCGGUGGUACAGCUUGA
Rhizoctonia solani is the source of this 1275-nucleotide messenger RNA. RefSeq names its product peroxidase family 2 domain protein. Lineage: Eukaryota; Fungi; Basidiomycota; Agaricomycetes; Cantharellales; Ceratobasidiaceae. The transcript has 13 exons. The record is from RefSeq and is a predicted model, not a curated record. Gene Ontology annotation, molecular function: peroxidase activity. The coding region runs from base 1 to 1275 and encodes 424 amino acids.